AUGUCGACCUUGUCACCUUACAACCUGCUUGCCUCUAGAUACAAGGCCCGAUUGAUGGUUCACUCGUUGUCAGGCCCUGACAAGGCGGAAAAUCAUUCGACCCGAAGCAACACAUGUAGCCAAGACUUGAUUGACUUCCGUUCUGCAGUCACGAAUGGUCCUCGGCCGGUUCAAUCAGCCCUGGGCACUUCCACAUCAUCGACGCCUGAUGCUAUGGACCGGCUCACUACAGAACCAAGGUCAAAUCUACUGCACGACCAAGAACGAAUAUUGUCGUAUCGUCCGGGCGGCUACCAUCCUGUAUGCUUAGGAGACACCUUCAAAAACAAGCGGUAUAAAGUUGUUCACAAACUAGGAUGGGGAGGGUUUUCUACCGUUUGGCUCGCUAGAGAUACUUUUCUCCAAACUUGGGCCGCUCUGAAGAUCGAGAAAGCCGAUACGCUCCGCCCUUUUGCCGAGCUCGUAAAUCUACAAUCGAUUCGUCAAAACUGCGCCUCUGACCAUUUUGUCCGAUUUCUGGAUUCUUUUGUUCACAAGGGGCCCAACGGAUCUCACCAAUGUGUCGUGACGGAGCUUCUCGGGCCAUCGGUCGAUCGCGUCGUCGCCGAUUACCACGCGGGAGGGGAACGAUUGGACGCCCAAGUCAUACUUCAUGUAACAAAACAGCUCCUUCAGGCCAUCUAUUCUCUUCAUGAAGCCGGUUACGCGCAUGGGGCUAUCGGAAACGCGCUUCUAGACAUCAUUGGACACCCGAAAACAGCCGCCCUAGUUCACAUCCAUGACAGCCCCAUAAGCCCCAGCAUGCCAAAGCAGUUGGUGUGUAGUGUUGGUUGGGAUGAAUGGGUCGAUGAAGACGAAGAGGGCAUUCGUUUGAUCGACUGGGGAGAAUCAUUUGAACAUGGCAGGGAGCCCUCUCGACUCGCUCAACCCGGACAACUCAAAGCCCCGAAGACCAUCUUUACCGGCCGUUUUGACCAUAGAGUCGACCGCAGCAGUGGCAGGAAGAAUGGAAACGUAUGA
Messenger RNA from Metarhizium acridum CQMa 102, 1020 nucleotides. NCBI's taxonomy places the organism in Eukaryota, Fungi, Ascomycota, Sordariomycetes, Hypocreales, Clavicipitaceae. The record is from RefSeq and is a predicted model, not a curated record.